Molecule: messenger RNA, 384 nt
Organism: Oikopleura dioica
Lineage: Eukaryota; Metazoa; Chordata; Appendicularia; Copelata; Oikopleuridae
Source: the annotation of a GenBank genome assembly
AUGCCGAGAAAAAAACGCACAAGCAAAGCAAUAGUAAUUAAAGAUGAAUUCGAAGAGAAGCCAAAUGGCAGAUCGAAGAAGAAACGAGUAGAGCCUCCCCCUCCUGAUCUGGACUUCGAAAGAUGUUGGAGACAACCAUUUGCUCUCUUCAAAAAUGAAGUUGAACGGCUCGGACGGGAAGUUGGUGCCUCCGAAGAACAAAAACUCCGCUUGAUGACGAACUGUAGAGACGAAUGCCAACGAACGAUUAUGCGGAUCACCGAAAAGAACAGACGAGAACUCUGUCAAUAUGUGACUGGCAAAGAGAACCUAAGAAAGUUCAAGGCGACUUUCUCCGAAGACGAAGAAGACCCUAUUGACAUCAAGGAAUUUUUCGGCGAUUAA